AGAUGUCUGCCAGCUCUUGGUCUAUACGAUACAAUACCAAUGCUGUUAAGCCCUACAGCCAGACAAAUGCGUUGACUAUUAUUAUACGAAAUGUUGAUUAUACAGCUGACUAACCACUUCUAAUGUUUAUGUAUCACCAAGUUUAUGUAUUCCAGAGUUCUAAAUAAUAAUUUCUAUACUUUACAUAAUACAUUUGCAGUUACAAAUUAAAAAUGAGACGAAUAAGUUGGAAAAGUAAACGCAUAGGCAUAAUUUGCUUUGUUAUUUUUAUAGUAUAUUUAUGUUUACGUUUAACGAAACAAACUAUUAGUACAAGUGCUGUUUUUUCAAAUACAAAACCCGUUGAUGUUUGGGAGUUUGUGGCUGAUUUUAGUAAUAUGAAAAGUUUAAAUCCAACAAUUAAAGAUUUCAAUAUUUUAUCAGAAGAAGGAAACUUUGAUGAAUGGAAAUAUUCUGUGGAAUACAAAGAAUUAUUAUCUCAUUGGCCAUACACGGAAAACAUUAAUAUUGGUCACUUUAUAGUGAGCCCCAGUGGAAUAGAUUAUGUUAUUAAUUCAACCCAUAAAACAUGUUUUUUGAAUGGAUUUUUUUGUUUAAACUCAAAAGGCGAAUUUCGAUUUUCACCAUCAACUCAUGGCACGAGAUGUGUGGAAAAAGUUACAUUUGAAUGCCCUGCUAUAUUUUCAUCGUAUUGUAAACGUGAGGCUGAAUUUCAACGUCAAGCUAUUAUGGACAAUUUAAGAAUACAAUUUAAUCCGAAUUCCUUUUAAUUCUUUCCCCUUUAAACAUUUGUAAUGACUUACUUAAUUAAGAUUAAUUGAUGUGAUAAUACUUUUUUUUUUUU
Molecule: messenger RNA, 844 nt
Organism: Chrysoperla carnea
Lineage: Eukaryota; Metazoa; Arthropoda; Insecta; Neuroptera; Chrysopidae
Exons: 3
Coding region: 213-770 (185 amino acids)
Source: RefSeq, a predicted model, not a curated record